GAUAGCAACCAUGUCUGAUUCAGCCCCGACCCUCAUAGUGGCUAAGAAAAAAGCAACUGAGAUUGCAGAAGAAGCAAAGCAAAUAUUAGAGAAUAUGCAUACUCUAGUGUCUCUUUUCCCUGAUAUGGCAAGUGCUUACUCAGAAGCAAGUUUUAUAUACCCACUUAGCCAGGGAACCACUUGAUCCUUUAGCGAUCUUGAAAACGAAGUUGAUAAGAUAUUAUCACAGGUACAGGAAAGCACAGAUGAGGUCCUCAUCAGAUCCGACCUCAGCAAUCUUAGAGAGAUCUAUGACCUCAUUGAAGAAAGCGAGAUUGUGAGCAAAGCAGGUGACGAAUAUCUCAGCAAAUUUGAUUUAUACCAAAUGGGAGAGAAAGAUCCAGUUCUUCUUGACCAAGAAAUCACCCGCAUCGAGGAAGAAAAGAACCAAGCUGCUAGUGAGAUUGUAACAUUAAAGCAAGAUAUCCAGGAACUAACUCAAAAAUAACGAGCAAAUUGAGAAAGAGAUUAAAGCUCUUACUGAUGAAGCCUCUGAAGGACUCGAUAGCACCCUUGUUGAUCAGAAGAAAAAGAUGGAAGAACUUCAGCAACAAAUUCAAAUUUCUGAGAGUGAAAUCAAUGACAAAGAACUUGAGCUGGAAGCCCUUAGUCGAGAAUUAGAAAUAAAAAGACAAGAAAUAGUCUCAAAAAAAUAG
Messenger RNA from Moneuplotes crassus, 695 nucleotides. The record is from the annotation of a GenBank genome assembly. Lineage: Eukaryota; Ciliophora; Spirotrichea; Euplotida; Euplotidae.